AUGGAACCACGAUGGAAAAGGCUGCUUUGGCUAAAACAGGAGUUUCCGGAUAACCACACGGAUCCGGAGUUUCUGAGGGAAGUUUCACAGCUCCAAAAGGUGGAACAGAUCGCCCGUAAGCCUAGUUCAUCGUAUCAACAAGUGGUGAUCGAUUUCCUGCUGUUAUACCAUCGGGUGCUGAAUACGGGUCUUAUGUAUGUUACGUUCACGUUGUUGUACUACUAUCGAUGCGAUCCCAUGUAUUUCACGGGCUCACUGACGUGUUUGUCGUUUUUAGCUGCCACGCUAUUCCAUUACGCUCGAAUGUCAUUGAAAUCACCGCUCAUCAUCAUCUUCAGCAUGCUGGUACUAUCGCCUGUUUUGAAAUCUCUAUCUAGAACAACGUCGUCGGACUCUAUCUGGACCAUUUCCGGCUGGCUGACGCUUUUCUACGUGACGUCAGUUUCGGUUCGAUCGCAGUCUAUUGUCUCUACAAACCUUUUAGUCGCCAACGUGGCUGUUCUUGGAUCGCGUUUGAACUCGACCACGGACGUGUUCUGUUUUCUGCUGAUUUGCAUUGAGCUCAACGUUCUGUUGCCUUACUUCGAGCGCUCAUUGUUGGAAAGAAAACUGUUCAUAAUCUAUGGAGCUACUUUCGUUGCGAAUAGCGUGGUGGUUUAUUACUUUGUUGCGCUCUGUUUGGGCUGGAUUUACACAACGGUCUUCGCUUUUAGCUCUUUAACCUUUGUGUUUGGUCUUCCACGCUAUUUCUUGUAUUGGCAAGACCAUUACUGCAAGAAUGAGCCGCUGCUGUCAAGAUGGGAUGCGAAACGACCCAUUCUGGACUAA
This is a messenger RNA of Lachancea lanzarotensis, 828 nucleotides long. It is a transcript of the gene GPI2, whose product is annotated as LALA0S04e03422g1_1. The record is from RefSeq and is a predicted model, not a curated record. Gene Ontology annotation, cellular component: glycosylphosphatidylinositol-N-acetylglucosaminyltransferase (GPI-GnT) complex; membrane. NCBI's taxonomy places the organism in Eukaryota, Fungi, Ascomycota, Saccharomycetes, Saccharomycetales, Saccharomycetaceae. Gene Ontology annotation, biological process: GPI anchor biosynthetic process. Bases 1 to 828 code for a protein of 275 amino acids. The transcript has a single exon.